AUGGCCAAAUCUGUUUUUGAGACAGGGGGUUGCCCAACUUGCAGAGCGCCUCAGUUCUCCUUCGAUACUGUUGACCUCCUUUCGACAGCGUACACACACGGGGAUAUUGAAAAAGCGAGGCACUUACUUGAAAGUAGUACAUAUCACUCAUCGCGAGAUAUCUUCGAUAGAACGCCAUUAAUACGAGCAGCUCAGCACAGUGAGAGAGAGGUGAUACACCUGCUCGUGGAACAUGGGCCCUCGGUAACACAAGAGGACAUGUACCACCAGACGGCAAUAUGCUGGGCCUCAAAGGAGGGGCAUACGGACGCAAUUGAGGAGCUUCUCCUUGCCGGAGCAGACAUAUCUUACUUGGACUCAGAGGGCCAGACACUUUUGCAUUUGGCUGUGAAGAGCGGGUCUGAGGAAACAGCGGCUCUUCUGUUGGCAACGGGCGUGGCAGGAUCUGCCACAGAUUUGGAGGGUGUCACUGCCCUCCAUCUAGCUGCAAGAGAUGGCUCCAAGGAAUUCAUCAACUUGCUGAUUGACAACGGUGCGGAAACUGCAGCAAAAGACAAUCUUGGACGUACACCGUUGCAUUACUGUGCGGAGCUAGGUUAUGGCGCAGCGACCAAGCUGUUGGUCGACAGAGGUAGUUCAUUGUCUGCAAAGGACAACGCGGGGCGGGGCGGACAGCUCGUGAGUUGGCCCAAGAGGCUGGAAGUCACCGCGCAGUGA
Venustampulla echinocandica is the source of this 717-nucleotide messenger RNA. RefSeq lists its product as uncharacterized. Bases 1 to 717 code for a protein of 238 amino acids. The record is from RefSeq and is a predicted model, not a curated record. The transcript has a single exon. Gene Ontology annotation, molecular function: protein binding. NCBI's taxonomy places the organism in Eukaryota, Fungi, Ascomycota, Leotiomycetes, Helotiales, Pleuroascaceae.